Messenger RNA from Acanthopagrus latus (yellowfin seabream), 1766 nucleotides. It is a transcript of the gene map2k1, whose product is annotated as mitogen-activated protein kinase kinase 1. Gene Ontology annotation, molecular function: ATP binding; protein kinase activity. Lineage: Eukaryota; Metazoa; Chordata; Actinopteri; Spariformes; Sparidae. The coding region runs from base 227 to 1414 and encodes 395 amino acids. The transcript is spliced from 11 exons. Gene Ontology annotation, biological process: protein phosphorylation. The record is from RefSeq and is a predicted model, not a curated record.
CAUCUCCCGGAUCAUUCACAUCCACCCAUUAAGAAGGAAAUAUCAGUCCCUCCAGCUCGUGACCGCACCGCUGUGUGUCUCCUCCUCCUGUCAGUCCCUGUCCACUAACCCGAGAGCGUGUGUGUGUGUGUGUGUGUGUGACUGUGAGUGUGUGUGAGCGUGUGUGUGUGCGCGCUCCAUCCAUCGCCCGUGUGUUUGUGCACCAGCUGUUUUCCUUGUGUGCAACAUGCAGAAGAGACGGAAGCCGGAGCCGAUCCAACUCAACCCCAUCCCCGAUGGAAACACUAUCAACGGCACCGGAGCCACAGAAACAAACUUGGAGGCGCUGCAGAAGAAACUAGAGGAGCUCGAGUUGGAUGAGCAGCAGCGCAAACGCCUGGAGGCCUUUCUGACGCAGAAGCAGAAGGUGGGUGAGCUGAAGGACGAUGACUUCGAGAAGAUCUGCGAGCUGGGCGCAGGCAAUGGAGGGGUGGUCUUCAAGGUCUCCCACAGACCCUCCGGUCUGAUUAUGGCGAGGAAGCUGAUCCACCUGGAAAUCAAACCAGCCAUCAGGAACCAGAUCAUUAGGGAGCUGCAGGUGCUGCACGAGUGUAACUCGCCCUACAUCGUAGGCUUCUACGGGGCUUUUUACAGCGAUGGAGAAAUCAGCAUCUGCAUGGAGCAUAUGGACGGCGGCUCCCUGGACCAGUCGCUGAAGAAGGCAGGCAAGAUCCCAGAGCAGAUCCUUGGCAAAGUCAGCAUCGCUGUCAUUAAGGGGCUCUCUUACCUGAGGGAGAAACACAAGAUCAUGCACAGAGAUGUGAAGCCCUCGAACAUCCUAGUGAAUUCCCGCUGUGAGAUCAAGCUGUGCGACUUUGGAGUGAGCGGACAGCUCAUCGACUCUAUGGCUAACUCCUUUGUGGGCACUCGCUCUUACAUGUCUCCAGAGCGUUUGCAGGGCACCCAUUACUCUGUCCAGUCGGACAUCUGGAGUAUGGGUCUGUCCCUGGUCGAAAUGGCUAUUGGACGCUUCCCCAUCCCGCCGCCUGAUGCUAAGGAACUGGAACAGAUUUUUGGAUUCCCAGUGGAAGGGGAGGCAGCCGCCAGUGAGUCCUCCCCAAAGCCUCGACCUCCUGGGCGACCAGGCAGCUCAUACGGACCUGACAGCAGGCCACCGAUGGCUAUAUUUGAGCUGCUUGACUACAUAGUAAACGAGCCUCCACCAAAGCUCCCCGGGAUAUUUGGCCCCGAAUUUCAAGACUUUGUGAAUAAAUGCUUGAUAAAGAAUCCUGCAGAGAGAGCAGACCUGAAGCAGUUGAUGGUGCAUCCCUUUAUCAAACAGUCUGAGGCAGAGCAGGUUGACUUUGCUGGCUGGUUGUGCAGCACCAUCGGACUCAAUCAGCCUGGGACACCCACCCACGGUACAGCGAUGUGAGGCCCCGUACUGCCCACAACAUAUCCCAAGGUCCUCCAAACGAAUGGAGUUGUAUUAUGGGUUAAAUGUUUGUUUAUAUUGAGUACUUAAUGAGUUUUAAAAUUGUGCAAUCAAUAGUUGUAUAUUUAGUGUACACACCUACAUGCCAAGUGAAAUUAACUAUACACUAAAUUCUCAAGGCUAUGUUGUAGGCCUGCCUGAAAAGCCAUCUUUUCUAAUGAAUCCUAUAAUUACAAAUGCUGCUCAACCUGUGUGCUUGAUAUUCCUCUGUACCCUGUGUCCUUACAGCGCAGACAGAUUACAAUCUUUGUUAGCUUAUGUGAAAUAAAUAAGUCUUGUGAAUCAAAAACUU